AUGCGGCUCUCUUCAGCCUUUUCCGUGGCCACACUGGCCCUGGCGUCAGGCGCCGUAGGUCAGACCGUUCAGCAUGCGCCCUCGAGUGCCCAGGGAGUACAAUUCCGCGUCAAUGUCCCUUCAAACACUGCUUCGUCCGGGAAUGGCCCCAUUUUUAUCCAGGUGGAGGCUCCGAGCAAUAUUCAAUGGGUCGGCAUAGGCCAGGGUAGCAGCAUGAGAAAUGCUAAUAUCUUUUUGGUCUACGGAGCAUCCUCGAACAAUGUCACCGUCUCACCGAGACUGGCAACAGGCCGCUUUGAGCCACCGGUGAACACUGCUACCAGGUUCUCGCUGGUCGACGGCACUGGUAUCUCGAACGGCAAGAUGACCGCCAAUAUCAGAUGUGACAACUGCCUGACAUGGGAAGGAGGGAACAUGCGUCCGACGGAUUCCGCUAGCUCAUGGAUCUGGGCUAUGAAGAGUGGCAGUCCUCUCCAGUCCACCAGUAUCAACGAGCGCAUCAGGCGACACGACUCGCUGGGAACUUUCAACUUAGAUCUCACCAGAGCUGUUGGUGGUUCUUCCAAUAACCCCUUCCAGGGCCUCAGCUCUUCACCCAGCCCGAGCGGUCGACCGAACCCGACCGGCCGGCCUCAGCAGUCCGCGGCUUCCAUCAAACGAACCUCGCAUGCAGUACUCAUGUCCACCACCUUUGUGGCUCUUUUCCCGCUCUUGGCUCUCAGCCUCUAUGCCGUUCCCUCGCCCAAGACUGUUCCGUUUAUCCACGCCCCUCUUCAGAUGAUCGCUUUGUGUCUCGCUAUUGUUGGUUUCGGCAUUGGUGUCUCGCUUGCAAUCGACAACAACUCCUUGAAUGGCUAUCACCCCAUCAUCGGGAUAGUCGUAGUUGCUUUUUUAGUGCUUUUCCAGCCGGCACUUGGCUUGCUACAACAUCUGCACUUUAGAAAAACCGGUGGACGGAGCACCUUCGGCAUCUUCCACCGCUGGGGUGGCCGUAUUUUCCUUGUUUUGGGAAUUGUGAAUGGCGGACUUGGUUUCAAAUACAGCGGGCUCGGCCAACCUGGUGUGGCUAGACCGGGCGCCAUUGCGUAUGCUGUUUUCUCGGCUCUCAUUGCGUUCGUCUACACCGGUUUUAUUUUGAUUAAAACCAUGCGGCCCCAGAAUAAGGUGAAUGUCAGAAGCGAGGAGCUCAAGGUGCUUGCGACCCAAACCAAUUGA
Messenger RNA from Ophidiomyces ophidiicola, 1215 nucleotides. RefSeq lists its product as uncharacterized. The coding region runs from base 1 to 1215 and encodes 404 amino acids. NCBI's taxonomy places the organism in Eukaryota, Fungi, Ascomycota, Eurotiomycetes, Onygenales, Onygenaceae. The transcript has 2 exons. The record is from RefSeq and is a predicted model, not a curated record.